This is a messenger RNA of Episyrphus balteatus (marmalade hoverfly), 1574 nucleotides long. Its product is annotated as putative inorganic phosphate cotransporter. Gene Ontology annotation, biological process: monoatomic anion transport; transmembrane transport. Gene Ontology annotation, cellular component: plasma membrane. The record is from RefSeq and is a predicted model, not a curated record. Lineage: Eukaryota; Metazoa; Arthropoda; Insecta; Diptera; Syrphidae. Bases 94 to 1530 code for a protein of 478 amino acids. Gene Ontology annotation, molecular function: transmembrane transporter activity. The transcript has 4 exons.
CGGAGAUAGACGUGUUAUUUGUUUUGUUUUGAAUAACUACCAAUAAAUUGUGUGCUACUUUUUACAUUUUGUUUACAUCGACAAAAUAUUGCAAUGGAAUCAAUUAGCUCGGGUCCAUUAAUUGGAGCCCGUCAUCUUCAAACACUCUUACUUUUUCUGGCAAUAGCAGUAAACUAUGCAACAAGACUUAAUAUUGCAGUUUCUUUGGUUGCUAUGACAGAUGCAAAAACAACAAAUCCCAAUUUUUAUGAAUUCGAUUGGACGGAAAAACAAAAAUCCUACAUUCUUAGUAGUUUCUUUUGGGGCUACACUGUUUCCCAAAUUCCCGGCGGAUAUGCAGCUCGUAGAUUUGGUGUCAAAAAAACUAUUCUAAUUGCAACAUUCAUUGGCGCACUUUUGGGACUUGCAAUACCGUUUUGUGUAUUUUGGGGAGGCUGGCAGAUCUUUUCUGUCAUUCGAAUUCUUCAAGGUUUAACUCAGGGAAUACUCUUCCCUUGUGUUUACCAGCAUCUGGCAAAGUGGUCACCUGAAAAAGAACGUAACCGACUUGGAGUGCUAGCUCAUUCAGGUAUUGAAUGCGGUACGAUUGUAGCAAUGUAUCUUACUGGCAUGGUUGCCGCAUCAGAUUUAGGAUGGCCAGGAAUAUCCUACGUUUUCAGUGGAAUUGGAAUAGUCUUCAGCUUGUUUUGGCUGAUAUUUGCCGAAAACACUCCAGCUGAUUCAAAGUUUAUAACAGCUGCUGAAAGGAGUUACAUUAUUAGCUCCCAAGCAAGUGUUGAAGAUGCUCAACGAAAAAAGAAGAAUAUACCAGUGCCAUGGAAGGCAAUACUAACAUCUGUUCCGUUUAUAUCAGUUUUUAUAGCGAAGGUCUGUGAUACAUGUGGAUUUAUGACAAUGCAAGCUCAAAUUCCAUCCUAUCUUCAUGGGGCUUUGAAAAUGGAAAUCACCAAUAAUGCCUUCUAUUCAGCUUUACCCUAUAUGACGAUGUUGUUGUGCCUGUUUAUUUUUAUGAUAUCGGCUGACGUAGUAUUAAAAAAGAAAUGGGCCUCAUUAUUGGUAGUACGAAAGACUUGUAAUACAAUUGCAAUGUGGGGUCCAGCAGCUCUUCUAAUUGGCAUUGGAUUACUUAACGAAACUCAACGAACCUUAGCCAUAACCUUUAUCACUUUAAAUGUUGGAUUGAAUGCAGGUCAUGUAAUUGGUAACUUAUUAAAUUUGAUUGAUCUAUCACCAAAUCACAGUGGCAUUCUAAUGGCUUUUGCUAAUACUUUUGUGAGUAUUAUUGCUCUGGUUUCUCCACUUGUUGUUGGAAUGAUUGUUCAUGAUGUGAAUGAUCGAUCUCAAUGGCAAAUUGUAUUUUGGAUAGCAGCAGGAUUAUUCAUUUUGGGGAACUUACAAUAUUUGUUUUUUGCUCAGACUGAUACACAACCAUGGAAUGAUGAAGAUUUUAUGACCAAGGGUGAUAAAGAAAAGGGUGAAAAGGUUACAGAAAGACCUUCAGAAGCUAGUCUUUCCAUGAAAGUGUUUUAAUUUUGGAAUUUAGUUGUAUUAAAGAGGCUGUUAUAAUAAGUUAA